CUCCCCUGGGCUUUGCGGAUCUGGGGAGGGUGAGGUGGGGGUUUACGUUGGACAGGAUUGUUUCUCUUCCGGCGCUGUACACUGUAUUUGUAAAGGCGUUAGGAUCGCUGCGUCCGCUCGUGACAGACUUUUCCUGCAGACCAAGCCUUCGCGUUUCUGGUCUGGGCUGGUAGCACCGGUACGGUGGCCGAGGAGGUUUGAACGCGCCGGAAGUCGUCCGCGGCGCUCGCGCCUGCCUGGGCUAGAGACGCACGUGGCGCGGGUCCUGAGUGACGCUGAGGGGACCAGAUGAAUGCUCAGAGCCCGCAGUGAUCAGAGGGAGCGGGCCUUCUCUCUCCCCAGGCCGGAGAGAACAUGUCUUUCCGAGGAGGAGGAGGAGGAGGUCGCGGAGGCUUUAAUCGCGGUGGCGGCGGCGGCGGCUUCAACCGUGGCGGUGGCGGUGGUAGCAACAACCACUUCCGAGGGGGUGGUGGCGGCGGCAAUUUCAGAGGCGGCGGCCGAGGAGGGUUUGGACGAGGGGGCGGUCGUGGAGGCUUUAAUAAAUUCCAGGAUCAAGGACCUCCAGAACAUGUCGUGUUGUUAGGCGAGUUCAUGCAUCCCUGUGAAGAUGACAUCGUCUGUAAAUGUACCACAGAGGAGAACAAGGUGCCGUACUUCAACGCUCCGGUGUUUUUAGAAAACAAAGAACAGAUUGGGAAAGUGGAUGAGAUAUUUGGACAACUUAGAGAUUUUUAUUUUUCAGUCAAACUGUCAGAAAACAUGAAGGCAUCAUCCUUUAAAAAGCUCCAGAAGUUUUAUAUAGAUCCGUAUAAGCUGCUGCCAUUGCAGAGGUUUCUACCUCGUCCUCCUGGCGAGAAAGGACCUCCCAGAGGCGGCGGUGGUGGUGGCAGGGGAGGUCGAGGAGGAGGAAGAGGAGGUGGUGGCCGAGGUGGUGGAAGAGGUGGUGGCUUUAGAGGUGGAAGAGGUGGAGGUGGGGGCUUCAGAGGAGGAAGAGGAGGUGGUGGAUUCCGAGGAAGAGGACAUUAGAUGUGGCAGUUGGCAGACCUUACGUCUUCUGUUUUCUCUGCGUGAUCUUCUGCUGUGAUUGAAGUCUGUCUGGAUCCUUGGGGAUGCUGCUCUGUCAGUGGAGCUGAGUCGUCAGCACUGGGUAGAAACAAGUGGGGCAGAACAGUUGCUUGUACCCAGAAAGAGCAUGAAGACCCCGCUCUGUGCAGUACCUGGGACUUAAGCCUGGUGGGUGCUUAAGGAACAACAGGACUUCUCCUCUGAAGCAUACUUGGAGUUUUUUAAAUAAAAUUUUUUAUUUCUUAA
Arvicola amphibius (Eurasian water vole) is the source of this 1311-nucleotide messenger RNA. It is a transcript of the gene Gar1, whose product is annotated as GAR1 ribonucleoprotein. Gene Ontology annotation, biological process: snoRNA guided rRNA pseudouridine synthesis; ribosome biogenesis. Gene Ontology annotation, molecular function: box H/ACA snoRNA binding. The transcript is spliced from 7 exons. The record is from RefSeq and is a predicted model, not a curated record. The coding region runs from base 355 to 1026 and encodes 223 amino acids. Lineage: Eukaryota; Metazoa; Chordata; Mammalia; Rodentia; Cricetidae. Gene Ontology annotation, cellular component: box H/ACA snoRNP complex.